Adineta ricciae is the source of this 5283-nucleotide messenger RNA. NCBI's taxonomy places the organism in Eukaryota, Metazoa, Rotifera, Eurotatoria, Adinetida, Adinetidae. The record is from the annotation of a GenBank genome assembly.
AUGGUCGCGCCAUCAAAUCAAUUGCCACCAUCAACAAAAACAACCGUCGGAUCAACAGGCACUGUAGCUAAAUGGGACUCUCGUUAUGCCGGUCAUGUUCCACAUGACGCAUCAUAUUAUUCUAAGUGUUUACUUGGUGGUAUUCUUGCUUGCGGUCUCACCCAUACAGCCAUCUGUCCAUUGGAUGUAACCAAAUGUAAUAUGCAAGUCAGUCCCGAAAAAUACAAAGGUUUAGUUAAAGGUCUCAAGCUGAUUGUUGCCGAAGAAGGAAGUCAAGCUGUAUGGAAAGGAUGGUUACCAACAUUUUUUGGUUACUCUGCACAAGGAGCAUUCAAAUAUGGUCUCUACGAAGUAUUCAAAGAUCAAUAUGCUAAUGCACUUGGCAAGGAAAAUUUCGAAAAAUACAAAGGUCUCGUUUGGUGUGCUGCAUCAGCCUCUGCCGAAGUCUUCGCUGAUAUUGCUUUGUGUCCAAUGGAGAUGGUUAAAGUCAAAGUUCAAACAGCACCAAAAGGAACAUUUCCAACUGCGUUUGGCCCAGCUUGGUCGCAAAUGAGCGCCCAGAGAGCAGAAACGGGCUUUCCAUAUCGAUCACUUGUACCACUCUGGUCACGACAAGUUCCUUACACCGUAGCUAAAUUCUUCUUCUUCGAAAAGGUCGUACAAUUAUUUUAUACUUAUGUGUUCACACAACCAAAAGAUACUUAUUCAAAAACAACACAACUUGGUGUUACUUUCGCUUCUGGUUACACAGCCGGUGUUAUUUGUGCUAUCGUUUCUCAUCCUGCUGAUUCACUCGUAUCACUUCUUGGCAAACCAGCAAACAAAGGCAAGAGCCUAGGACAAAUCAUCAACGAAACUGGAUUUGCUAAACUUGCUACCAAGGGUCUCGGCACUCGUAUCAUCAUGAUUGGUACAUUGACUGGUCUUCAAUGGUGGAUCUAUGAUACCUUCAAGUCAGCUCUUGAAAAAUUAUUGAAGCAUUUUAUUGAUAUAUUGCCACAACAAUAUCAAAUCAUAGCUGAGACAAAUUUAUCUUCAUUUAUAUUGAAAAUGACUGACGAACUAUCUUCUUCUUCUUCUGCUUCAUCUUGUGCCCAAUUGAGUAUAAUCGUUGAUUUAACAACAUCAUCUUUCGAUUUUAAAACGCUAUACAAUCAUUUAUCAUCACAACCACCAACGAACAGUGAUCAUCAUCAUUGGCAUUUCGGCGGCCUACGUUCCUACACAAUCCCAUUUCAAUCGACUCACGAUGAAACAACUAUCAAUUGUGUUAUAUCCAAGUUAAAAUUAUUACAAAAUCACUUAUCUAUAUUACCACCAUUUUGGAUUUGUUAUAAGAAAUGUCAACCACAAGCAGCACAACAGUCGACACACCCACUACCGCCAACAACAACCGAGGUCAUUCGUAAGAAUAUAAAAUUGGCAAAGUUUUAUACAAAUAAUGGAUUCGAUAUGGAAUACACAAGUGGUGCACUAGUUGAAAUAAAUAAGUACAUUUGGGACGUUCAAACACAAAUAAAAGAAACUUGGCGUUUAGUUUUUUAUCAUGAUAAAAUCGAUAUUGAUUACGGUUGUAAAGAGAAAAAACUGCGGAAAACAUUAAAAGCUGAAAUGAUGGAUAGAUGUGCUCUUAUAAUGACGCAAAAGGAUGGUUUUACUCUCUUUAUUAACAUGAGUGGAAAUCCCAUUGACUACGAAGCUGUGAAUUGCGGCAUUUCUCAGAACACAGCCGAUGAUGAAUUAUAUUCUCUCACUCGUAAAUCUAAUGAAUCACCUUCUUCAUAUAUUCGCACUGCACCUCGAGAAUCGCAACCAUUCUAUUCAACUAUUCGUCUUACUAUUUCACUUUCCAAUCAAUUUAAUGAGAAUAAUAUCAUGACACAUCAUAGUGAUGAAUAUAAUUGCGAACAAUUACAACGUUUAAAUUCAUGUUACACCCAAUUCAUUGAAUUCUUCCAUCGAAAUCAUAUAAAUGAUUGCUUUGGAAUUAUUUUAAGUAUCCCAUCCACAGUCGAUCAUACUGUUACAGCAUCAUCGGUGAUGCCUAAGGGUGCAACGUCUUUUAUUAAACAGUAUUGUUGGCAAAUGCUAAUGUCAAUUGGUUAUCGUUUUCAGCAACGGUUAACAACAGAUUUCAUUCACCAACUAAAUCUAAUCGAUGAUGAUGAUGAAUUUUAUCAGACAUCACUACACAUAUGGCGUCGGUCAAGUGAAUAUUAUUUUAUCGAUUUACUUGAUGAAUUACGUCGCUAUCGAGAGAAAUUAGCUGCUUUAACAAAUGUGCCGUCAUCAUCGUCUCCUACUGCUUCAUCCCAUAGUUUUCAACAACAAGGAGUUAAAAAAGAAGAAGGCGAUCAAGAACGUUGGAGUAUUCACACACCACCACGUCAUUACGCGUAUGUACCGUCAGUGACAUUGACGCCAACAACGAUUUGUGUAAACCCAUUUAAAUUGGUCAAGACCAAUCGCGUUUUACGUGAGCCGCAGUUCGGUGGUAAUCUCAUGUUUGCUCUUGUCGAUGUCAAAGAUGAAAAUGGCACGAUGGAUUUGUUUCCACAUGAUUAUCGUUCUCUACGUUGGAAAACUGAAAUGUUACUCGAAUCAGGCUUCGAUUUGGGAAUCAAAGGUCGCACUUAUCGUUAUUUGCAUCAUUCACAAUCUCAAUUGAAAGAUAAACAGUUCUGGUUUUAUCAUCAUAAUGGCGAAACGAAUUUCUCUUUCGAAGAAGCAUUUGCAUGGAUGGGUGACUUUCAAGAAGAAAGAAUUGUGGCUAAACAUGCUGCACGUAUUGCACAAUGUUUCACCAGCGCUGAAGCAACAAUUCAAGUUCCAUCAGAUAAAGUGGAAUAUAUUGAGGAUAUUCACACAGAUGAUCGAAAGUAUAAUUUCACUGAUGGCGUUGGAACGAUGUCAACCAUUAUACGUGAUAAUAUCAAUCCAUAUCGGCAAUUUUCAGCUAUUCAGAUUCGUUAUGGUGGAUGUAAAGGAGUCAUAUCCGUGAAUCCUGACUUAGAUAACUCACCCCAUCAAUUACGUAUUCGUCAAUCGAUGAGAAAGUUCAAAUGUUCGCAUGAUAUUCUGGAAUUAUGCCGUAUUUCAAAACCACGCCCGUUGUAUUUGAAUCGGCAAAUUAUUGUUCUACUUUCUCAUCGUGGCAUUGAUGAUCGUACAUUUCUUUUAUUGCAAAAUCAACAUCAACAAACGCUAUCCGAAGCGUUAGUGUAUCCCACACGUGCAUACGAGCUAUUAGCAGAGAAAUUAAAUCGAAAUUUAUUUCCUAUGCGCACAUUGAUUAACGAUGCACAUGUGAACAUAAUUCAAGAACCUUUCUUUCGUCAGUUAAUUAAAACAACAAGUAAAUUCGAAUUAGCACAAAUGCGUGAACGUACACGCUUGAAAUUACCAAGAAAUACCGCCAGAAAUAUGAUUGGAAUCGUCGAUGAAUAUGGCAUUUUAGAAUAUGGGCAAGUUUUUGUCCAGUACACGGAAUUGCAUGGCGAUUUCUUAGACGAUGAAAACGGUAGCAGCAAUGAUCCAUCGUUAACACCACAACCAGAAAAAACCAUUAUUCUCGAACAGCCAGUUGUUGUAACUAAAAAUCCAUGUCAUCAUCCAGGCGAUAUUCGAGUUUUUUCAGCUGUCGAUGUACCACGUUUACGACAUCUGAAAGAUGUUAUUGUUUUUCCUCAACGAGGUAAACGGCCACAUCCAAACGAAAUCUCGGGUUCAGAUCUUGAUGGUGAUGAAUAUGCCGUCAUUUGGCACUCGGCAUUUAUUCCUAAAACGCCUAAUGAUAUUCCGUAUGAUUACGAUUCUCAAACGCCCAUGUUACGUGUCGUCGAUCGACCUGUUAAUCGAGCAGAUAUUCAAGCUACAGUUUUAGAUAUCAGUGAACAAUCAUGUGUAGGAAAACUGUGCUCACUGCAUUUAGCUAAUAUGGAUGUUUACGGCGUAGCACACCCGAAAACACUAGCUAUUGCUGGACACAUUUCCGAAGAGCUAGACGCACCAAAAACGGGACAACAUCCAUUAACACCAAAACAAAUCGCUCUUUUACAAGCAGAACUGGGAAAUGAACGACCCGAUUAUUUCGACAAACCUUAUUAUAAACUUUAUCCAUCCAAACAUGUGCUCGGUCAAUUAUUUCGUUCAUCUCUUCGCUUUGAGCCUAAUUGGACAACGAUUCAAAUUCCACCAACAACUAUAUGUCCAGCGCCAAUCGAUUCAUUGCUAAUUCAUGAUAUGCACGGUGAUUAUGCAUCAUCCGUUGAUGAAUUAGCUCGAACCUAUCGUGAAGCAAUUAUGGAUAUUAUGUAUGUGUAUCGCUUUUCAUCGGAUGUGGAUUUACUUUGUCGAUUUGAUUCAUCUUCAACGCAACACAAAACACCGCUAAGCAAACAACAAACCGAGUCGGCUUGUCUAAUUGCCGAUUCUGCUCAAGUAGAAUUGAAACAACUGAUCCGACGUAUACGUCGUUUAUUCUAUCAUGAAUUUCGUUUCUGCGACAAGACACAUUCCAAUCGUUGCCAUACAAACUGUACUCAAUGUGCGGAGAAGAAAAUGGCGAAAGCCAGCGCACUGUAUCUUUUGUGUUAUACAGACACGCGUCAUGCUCGACGUAUGCUAAGUUUACCGUGGUUAUUUGCUUCCCUACUGAUUGAAACAAGAAAACUGAAUAUUAAAAAGCAAACGAAAUUAUUAUCACCUGCACUUGUUGCGCAAAUGCUGGAAAUACAACCAUAUCGUUUAAUUGGCCAAUCAUUACAUAGCGCAUUGUGUACGCUCUUUGAUAAAUCAAAAACUUUUUAUUUCCGUCAUACAUACUCAUCGGACAAACCAAAUGUCGUCACCGUUUCACUCGGACCAACAUCAACAGCCAAACGUCUAUUAUUGAAACGUGAAAUCUUUUUAUUGGAUUAUUUUAUUCUGGAAAUUCUUCAUCAUUAUGUCCAUGAAUCAUUAUCAAAAGAACGUUCACCAAUAACAGCAUCAAGACCCUUACUAUUAGAACCGAUUUGGCAACACAUACUAACACGAUUUAUUCUCGGUGAGUGUUCACCAUUAGUUUUGAUCACAACACAUUCAGAUAUGAAUUCAACAAUCAAAACUUGCGAAAACUGGUCCGAUGAACAAGCCUGCAAAACACUGCAACGUCUAUUAGAAAUCACUGUUCAAUGUGCUGAUCAUGGCAACGAUCCAACAGAUUAUGCACAUGCAAAUGAAUAUCUUAUUUCUGCACUUCAACAAAUGGCUACAACUGGUUCGUUAUUUGCAAAUGCUUAA